Molecule: messenger RNA, 2056 nt
Organism: Prinia subflava (tawny-flanked prinia)
Lineage: Eukaryota; Metazoa; Chordata; Aves; Passeriformes; Cisticolidae
Product: C-signal-like
Exons: 6
Coding region: 632-1393 (253 amino acids)
Cellular component (GO): cytoplasm
Molecular function (GO): oxidoreductase activity
Source: RefSeq, a predicted model, not a curated record
GCUCGGCGCAGGUUGGGAACCGCGUGGGCUCCGGGAGCGGCGGCAGCCCAGGGAACCGGGCAGCGCAGGGAACCGGGCAGCGCAGAGAACCGGGCAGCCCAGGGAACCGGGCAGCGCAGAGAACCGGGCAGCCCAGGGAACCGGGCAGCGCAGGGAACCGGGCAGCGCAGAGAACCGGGCAGCCCAGGGAACCGGGCAGCGCAGAGAACCGGGCAGCCCAGGGAACCGGGCAGCCCAGAGAACCGGGCAGCCCAGAGAACCGGGCAGCGCAGGGAACCGGGCAGCUCAGCGAACCGGGCAGCGCAGGGAACCGGGCAGCGCAGGGAACCGGGCAGCGCAGAGAACCGGGCAGCGCAGAGAACCGGGCAGCGCAGGGAACCGGGCAGCGCAGAGAACCGGGCAGCGCAGAGAACCGGGCAGCUCAGCGAACCGGGCAGCGCAGGGAACCGGGCAGCCCAGAGAACCGGGCAGCCCAGAGCACCGGGCAGCCCAGGGAACCGGGCAGCCCAGCGAACCGGGCAGCCCAGAGCACCGGGCAGCCCAGAGCACCGGGCAGCCCAGGGAACCGGGCAGCCCAGGGAACCGGGCAGCCCAGCGAACCGGGCAGCGCAGCGAACCGGGCCGAGGCAGCAUGGCCCAGCCGCGCUGCCGCUCCGUGCUCAUCACCGGCUGCAGCCGCGGCAUCGGCCUGGGGCUGGUGCGGGGGCUCGCAGCCGCCAGCCCCUCCCCGGAUUUGGUCUUUGCGACCUGCCGCUACCCCGAGAAGGCGCAGGAACUGCAGCAGCUUAGCAAGCAAUACAGCAACAUCAAGCUCCUGCAACUGGAUGUGGUCUGUGAGAACAGCAUCAAGAAAGUGGUCAAGGAAGUGGAAGAAAUCGUGGGAGAUAAAGGCCUGAACUGCCUCAUCAACAACGCUGGCAUCAACGUGCUCGCCUCGCUGGAGGAGGUGACAGCAGAGACCAUGCUCACCAUUUAUGAAACCAACACCGUGGCCCAGCUCAUGGUCACCAAGGCGUUCCUCCCGCUGCUGAGGAAGGCAGCACAGCUGGGCACUGGAAUGGGCUGUCACAGAGCUGCCAUCAUCAACAUGUCCUCCCUCGCUGCCUCCAUGCAGCUCGUCCAGGCAAAUGAGAUGUUCCUCAAGGUCUAUCCCUACAGGAUAGCAAAGACUGCACUGAACAUGAUCACCCGGUGUCUCGCUGCAGACCUGAAAUCAGACGGAAUUCUCUGCAUUUCCUUGCACCCAGGCUGGCUUCAAACAGACAUGGGUGGGAACAUGGCUCCCAUGCAGGUGCAGGAGGCUAUCCCAGGUAUUCUCUCUGUUCUGGAGCGUCUCGGUGAAAAAGAAAAUGGUUCUUUCCUGGACUGGCAAGGGGAAACUCUGCCGUGGUAGAAGUGCACACAACUCUACAGGAGCAGCUCGUCAGUCACAGUUUAACCUCGCCACUCCUGUCUGUGUCUCUAGGGGUUUUUUACACGCUUGUUGAAAUAGCCAGUCUGACACUCAGCCUCUCUCUAGGUGUAUUUGGAAAGCAAAGGGGCCGAGUCUUUCACUUGGUAUUGCUACUGCUCUGCUCUAAUGCUCCCUGCAAACACUACUGUGCUCUCAUCUCCAGGAGAUGGGCAUCUCCUGGAACCCUCUGAGAUGGAUCCAAACCCGCAGGUUAAAUCCAGGGGCUGCUGGUUCCUUUUCACUUCCAAACCCAAAGUGGGCUUCUGGCUCUUUGCAGAAUUAAAUGAGCUGACCUCAGAGUAAGGCCAGCGUAGGCUGUCAGAUUCCAGUAUGCUUAGUUAUCUCCAAAAAAAAACCUCCUUUGAUUUCCUUUGUUCCUAACUGAGCCAAGGCUGAGAUUGUCCAGCUUUAAACCGAGGGAAUUUGGUACUUCUGUGAAUACUGUGGCAAACUCUGAGAGUCCCCAGGUUGCCAGUGUACACCAGGCACUUGCUUUGUUCCCAGUGGGUGACUAACAGCCUGAUAUGGGGGUGGGAAUGUUGUUUUGUACAUAAACUUCUGAAGUGUCUUCAGUAAAGUCUUGAUUAAAGUCUGUUUACCGAA